CUGAAGGAGCAGCUCUCCAUUAUCCUCUGUCCAUUACCCAGUAAAUAGCCAGCCAAGCCCUCACCGUUCCUGUACACUGUUGGAGAGAUGAGACCAUCACACCAGCUGCCCCUACUGGGGUUGCUAUUGUUUUCUCUUAUCCCAGGUCAACGAUGCCAGAUCUGUGAGGUAAGCAAAGAAGACUACAGCAGUCUAAAACCUCUGGUAAACACAAUGGUAUAUUCAAGUUAUACCAAAGGAAUCCAGGAUGCCAACAUCCUGCUGACCCUCAGACUUGUUGGCAUUCACAAUCAAAGCUUAGAACAACAGCUGACUCAACAAAUCAAACAAGAUGUGAGAAAGAGAGUGUCAGAGGUAACCUCGGGACAGCUUGCCUUGGUUAUUCUGGCUUUGGGAGCGUGUAAAAACCCUGAUGAAGUGUUUAUACGUGAUGCUCAUCUGGUUAGCAAACUAGGAGAGAAAUUCAAAGCAGAAAUUGAGAAUAUGGAAACUCACAACGGCAAUCCUCUGACUAACUAUUACCAGCUCAGCCUGACCCUUUUGGCCUUGUGUCUGUUCGAUGGGAACUACUCAAUCCCCGACGUUACUUAUUACUUCACUCCUGAAAAUAAAAACUAUUAUUUUGAUGACCAGUUUUCCGUAGAUACUGGAGCAAUGGCUGUUCUUGCUCUAACCUGUGUGAAUAGGAGUAUAGAAAGUGAGAAGAUUAAAGCAGGUACAGAGGAUUCAAACAAAAUCCAUAAUUAUACCAAAAAACUGGUAGAGAAGAUUCUGUCUAUGAAAACAGAUGGUCUCUUUGGAAACAAAUUUAGCACAGGAGAAGCUAUGCAGGCUCUCUUUGUCUCAUCAAACUAUUACAAAAAUAAACAGAAUUGCCAAGAAACUCUGCGCACAGUACUUCAAGAAGUUUCUCAGGGAGCAUUCCAUCUGCCAAUUGCUGCAGCCCAGAUCUUACCAGCCCUGAUGGGAAAGACCUACUUGGAUGUCAACAAAAACUCUUCCUGUACCCACAGUCCAGUUAAAUUCAACAUCUCCACUGAGGAGGCUGUAACUGUGACACCUACUGUCUCACCCGCGAAUAUUUCAGUCAAGUACUCUGUGCGAAUCAAUGAAACAUUAGAUUCUGCCAAUAUCACCGUGAAAAAUGGUUCUGUCUUCCUUGAUGUGAUGAAGGAAGCUCAGAAACAAAAUGAGGCUGCUUUUCGUUUCACAGCGGAGGAUCGCCCAUGGGGCCCCUACAUCACCUCUGUUCAGGGCAUAAGGGCCAACACUGAUGACAGAACCUACUGGAAACUUCUGAGUGAUGGCCAACCACUGACCCAAGGAGCUGGGAGUUAUGUUGUGAAAAAUGGAGAGUAUUUGGAGGUUUGUUGGAGCAAAUACUAAUAAAAUCAAACCUUGCCCAGCUACCUCUAACCCUUUAGUAGUGGAAUUCCAUGUGGAAAUUGAUCUUAUGCCUUCCUUUUCACUUAUCUCAAUCCCUAUAGCCCAGCCUCUACUUCUUUCUUUGAAUGUUCAACAAAAGAUCAACAAGUAUACAAAAAGAGCAUGUUCUAACCAUUUCAUACCAAAAGGGAAUUACUAUUAGAGAGAAGACUACCUCAGGAAGAAGCGAAGUGAAAGAGAUUAGACCAACCUGUCCAAUAAGCUGAGUUCUACUCAAGGUUCCCCUGCUAACUAUCUGAGUGACCUUGGGCACCUGGGGAAAAUGGAGAUAAGGUUCUAGGUCUAAUAGUGCAGCAGCAACCAAUGAGAUCAAGGAGAAACUUUGUAGAGAGCUUGAGCUCUCUGAGAUCCAGAUGCAAGGGAGGAACUGAGUGCACAUGUUAGACUUACACAGGCAAUGGGAGAGAGAAAAACAUUACCCUGGAGAAAGGGUAAAAUGUGAGGCUUAUACAUAAAAGUCAGUCCACAAAGUCUGAGGAACAAUUUCAUCCCCUCCUCCAGCUACCUCCCCUGGGUCGCACUUGUUCUCCCACAUUUAUUUUCCUUUUAUUUUGCCACAAAAAUCACCCUUAUAGGCAUAUCAUCAAAAUACACAUGGAAAAAAAUGAUUCCAAUGUUCAUUUCAGCAGAAUUCACUUAAACAAAUAAAGUUGAGUCACGUCUAAGCAUGAGCUGGGUUACACUUUUUACUGAGUUCCUGGGCUUCGUGCACAUUCAGUCAGGAACCAGCAGUGCCUUCAAGAUGCCAAAGGGCAAACGGUGCUUCAGAUAAAGCAUAAAAUA
Molecule: messenger RNA, 2229 nt
Organism: Hippopotamus amphibius kiboko
Lineage: Eukaryota; Metazoa; Chordata; Mammalia; Artiodactyla; Hippopotamidae
Product: transcobalamin-1-like
Exons: 9
Coding region: 88-1386 (432 amino acids)
Biological process (GO): cobalamin transport
Molecular function (GO): cobalamin binding
Source: RefSeq, a predicted model, not a curated record